Vespula vulgaris is the source of this 7606-nucleotide messenger RNA. RefSeq names its product anion exchange protein 2 (gene Ae2). Gene Ontology annotation, molecular function: monoatomic anion transmembrane transporter activity; solute:inorganic anion antiporter activity. Gene Ontology annotation, cellular component: plasma membrane. The transcript has 10 exons. Gene Ontology annotation, biological process: bicarbonate transport; regulation of intracellular pH; transmembrane transport. The coding region runs from base 571 to 4392 and encodes 1273 amino acids. The record is from RefSeq and is a predicted model, not a curated record. Lineage: Eukaryota; Metazoa; Arthropoda; Insecta; Hymenoptera; Vespidae.
GUUGGCGAUGGUAGUUUAUUACGCGUUCGUAGAGUCAGUUUCUCGUUAAUAUAUAUAUAUAUAUAUUUUUUACUUCUACUUAAUUAGCAAUUCGUUAAAAAACUUCCAAAAGAAAAUACGGUAUAUCGCGGGAAUAAAAAAGAAAAGAAGAGAAGUUAUAUAUCAUCGAGUAAAACGUUAGACAGAAUCAAAAUGACUUUUCGAAGUAAGAAGUGAGAAGAAAGAAAAGAAGAGAGAGAGAGAGAGAAUUAGAGAGAGAGAGAGAGAGAGUGUGAUAUAUAGGCUAGGAGAAAGAGAGAGAGAGAGAGAGAAAGAAGAAUAGAAGCAUCUUUGUCGCACUUUACUCUAUCUCUCUCUCUUUCUCUCUCUUUUCCUCUCUUUGAGCCACGCUGUCUAGAGGAACGGCUCGCAACGAGGAAUCGAUUUGGAACAAAGCCAGCAGAACGGAGCUGCCAUCACAGCGACUCCUCCACAUGUGGACAUCGCCGUCCCGACUUAGGAUCGGCCGGGCACCCAGGAAAAAGUCGAGUCCCUAAUCUGAACUGGGCCAAUUAUCGCGACCGGUGAAGAAUGGAGCAUCCGGAAGGUUCUAGAAGGAAACUCUCCUUCUUGGGCUUUGGAAAAAGACCAUCGGUCGACGGGCAUGGCGCGGAAACGGUUCCAGAGCUCGACGAGGAGAUGGAGAAGGUUUUUGCGAUGGACGUCGGAGAAAAAUUCGACGUAGCCCGGCUUGGUUCACCCACGGAAUCGGCAGGCUCCGAUCGUGAUCGUGAUCGAGGACCGCCACGAUAUGGAGACCGUGAUUUUAAUCAACAUCGUAAGAGAAGUUAUCCACAUCCCCAUAUGCCAUUAAAGAGUUUGCACUCGAGAUCUAUGAGACGACAUCUUUCACCUGAAGGAUCAACGACGGAGGUUAGUCCAGAGGAGGAGGAGAGAAGUGGUGGACAUGGUAACGAGAUCGACGUAUUGGACAAUGGUCCAUCGUCGACUAACGAUCCCGAAGUCGACGAAGAGGCAACGGAAGAAACCGAGAAUGUAAUUAGCAGUGGUAGCGAGGCACAAAUCUCUGAAAGAGCUGCUUCCGGUUUCAGCGAUGGUUCAACCUCACUUGGUAGUCCAAGAGUACAAUUCGAAAAGAUUCGAGAAGAAGAUGCUAACAAUUUGAAUCAGGAUGAUGAUAAUCAUCAGGCAACAAGCUUAGCUUCUCCACCAACAUCUUCCACAGCUCAUGAAGACGAUCGUAAAUGUCGAAGACAUCAAAAACACGAGCACAAAAGACAUCAUUACAAAUCUAGGAAGUACUCUUUACAAGAAGAUCCACAAUGGAGAAAACGUUCUGGAGCUGGUCUUCCAGAUGGUCCUGCUAUCCUUGCCAGGAGAGUCAGUGUACAGCCCGAGGAAGCGAGUACGCUUCAGGAAUUGGAUAUAGACGAUUUGGAAUCUCACAGGAGCGACGAUCCACGUGGAAUGAGACGCCACAAGGCUGCUCAUUCCACGGUACAGAUUGGACGAAGAAAGGAAGGUGGUAUACCUCAUGAAGCAUUCAAGAAAAUGUAUGAUCAUUCGCCUCAUGAGGUAUUUGUUCAAUUGGACGAACUUCAUGGCGUCGGUGAGGAACGUGAAUGGAGAGAGACCGCACGUUGGAUCAAAUACGAGGAAGACGUUGAGGAAGGUGCUGACAGAUGGGGCAGGCCCCAUGUUGCGUCCUUGAGCUUUCAUUCUUUGCUCAAUCUUCGUCGAUGUCUCGAAACCGGUGUGGUACUUCUCGACCUUGAAGAGAAGGACCUACCUGGACUUGCCUAUAGGGUGGUCGAACAAAUGGUGGUAGAAGAAUUGAUUCUUCCAGAGGAUAGACCUGUUAUCAUGAGAGCACUUCUUUUAAAACACAGACACGUGCACGAGCACGAUCGUGGAUUUCGUUUCGGUGGGAAACGCAACUAUUCCAGUUACACCAGUUUACAGUCCAUCUGGCUGGAGGAAGAAGAGGCUGCACGAGGAGCCACUGAAAACCAUGUAAUCCAAAAUAAUUUAAACGACACAAAACCUAAAAUCGUCUCGUCGAACUUGGCUUUGGACAGCAAUCAUACCGUGGUCGACAUAAAAGAAGAAUUGACUUUUACAAGCAGUAACGAGGAUCUUAAAAAGGGACAAAACGAAUACAUCUUGAAAAGAAUUCCAGCUGGUGCAGAGGCAACGAUAGUUCUCGUAGGAGCCGUAGAUUUUCUGGAUCAGCCAACGAUAGCUUUCGUUAGAUUGGCCGAAGGUGUAUUUAUGCCAGCUAUCACGGAAGUAAAGAUACCAGUAAGAUUUAUGUUUACGUUGUUGGGUCCGAGAAAUGCGGAUUUGGAUUAUCAUGAAAUUGGUAGAUCGAUUGCUACCUUGAUGGCAAAUACUUCUUUCCAUAAAAUUGCUUACAAAGCAAACGAAAGAAGAGAAUUACUUUCCGCUAUUAACGAAUUCCUCGAUGAUUCGAUCGUUUUACCACCUGGGGAUUGGGAAAGGCAAGCAUUGUUACCGUUCGACGAAUUGAAAGCAAAAAGCGAAGCUAUUAGAAAAAGAAAAGCUAAGGCUCUCGAAGAGAAAACUAAACCAGUUCAAAGUGAGGCAGCAAUAAAAAAAGCUCUUCUCGCUGGCGAAGAAGAGAAGAAACCACCGGACGAUGAUCCUUUGCGCAGAACACGGCGUCCCUUUGGAGGUAUCAUCAACGACAUCAAAAGACGUUAUCCUCAUUAUCUGUCCGACUUUACCGACGGCUUAAGUUCGUCCUGUAUAGCAGCAGCAAUUUUCAUGUACUUCGCAGCACUCUGUGCCGCUAUAACAUUCGGAGGAUUGAUGAGCGACAAGACACAAAAUAUCAUUGGAAUCUCGGAGACUUUGGUUUCUGGUUCAUGGACCGGAAUAGUGAUGGCAUUGUUUGCCACUCAACCAUUGGUCAUCAUUGGCACGACAGGACCCCUUCUACUGUUUGACGAGAGUCUCUAUAAAUUUUGCAAGGCUAAUGACUUGGAGUUCCUUACUGUAAGAGUGUAUAUCGGUGCUUGGAUGGGAAUAAUAGCUUUAACUAUAGCUUGUGUCGAGGGAUCGGUAUUGGUCAGGUUGUUUACACGUUUCACAGAAGAAAUCUUCACAGGAUUGAUAUCUCUUCUUUACAUAGUCGAAACAUUUAUCAAAUUAUACAAUUAUUUCGUACGUAAUCCAUUACUCGAGGAAUACAACUUUUUGCCAGAUAGCAAUCAAACCCAACCGGUGAACGUGACCGAAAUAAAAAUCAUUUACGAGACAUGGAAUGGUUCGGAGAUCACCGUCCCUUACGAUGACAUGCGAACGCUCAUACCAAAACAAGACGAAGGAGGAACCUUGAUCAAUCAACCAAACACAGCAUUAAUGUGUACGAUACUAUGCUUAGGCACGUUCCUAGGUGCUUAUUACUUACGAAUAUUCCGUAACAGUCAUUACCUCGGCCGUAGCGCAAGAAGAGCUUUCGGUGACUUUGGUGUACCCAUUAGUAUUAUCGUUUUCGUCCUUAUCGAUUAUUUGGCUAAAGUGAAAACGGAAAAGUUAUUGGUACCGGAAGGAUUAAGUCCAAGCGUAGCUGGAAGAGAUUGGUUCGUUUCUCCGGCCGGUGUGACUCAACCUAUUCCAGUCUGGGUUACUUUUGCUUGCGCCAUACCAGCACUCUUGGUUUACAUCCUCGUUUUCAUGGAAACGCAAAUCUCCGAGCUAAUCAUCGACAAGAAAGAACGUAAAUUACGUAAGGGCAAUGGUUACCACAUGGACAUAGUUGUGGUAUGUCUGAUGAACGUCGGUUGUGGAUUAAUGGGUGCUCCUUGGUGCAGUGCAGCAUCAGUACGUUCAUUGACACAUGUAUCUGCAGUUACCAUAAUGUCACGUACACACGCUCCCGGCGACAAGCCACAUAUUGUCGAAGUUAAGGAACAACGUGUUAGCGCGUUACUUGUUGCUAUUUUAAUGGGAGUUAGCGUAUUAAUGGCACCAUUGUUACGGCGCGUACCUAUGUCCGUCCUUCUCGGGGUUUUCCUAUACAUGGGUAUCUCCUCGACAAAUGGCGUACAAUUGUUCGACCGCGUAAAACUUUUCUUCAUGCCCGUUAAACAUCAUGGAACGGCCAAUUACGUUCGUCGUGUCCAAACGUAUAAAAUGCACAUAUUCACAAUGAUACAAAUAUUGUGCCUAACGAUACUGUGGAUCGUGAAGAGUACAAAAGCAGCCCUUGCACUACCGUUCUUCCUAAUACUGAUGAUACCUCUGCGAGCUCAAAUGAGCCACUUCUUUACAGCUGCUGAAUUACGUGCUCUUGAUAGCAAAGGACCGGAACAUGAAAGCACCGAAGACGAGCCUGACUUUUACGAGGAAGCUCCGCUACCUGGUUAGACUGUGCCUUAUUCGACUAUUAUCAUCCGGUGUAUAUUCUCUUCUUAUAUUUGUUCUCUUUUUAAAAAGCUACUCUCUAACACGUGUCUCUCGUAUUCUCCGAGGAGAGAGAAAGAAAAAGGAAAGAAAGGAAAAAAAAUGAUAUAAAAAAAAAAACCUCGAAAAAGAAAAAACUAAAAAAAAAAGACAAAACAAAAAUAAUAUUCGUAUAUCCUCCUCUCUCGUGUAUUAUUUAUCAUCUGUCUCUUAAAAAAAAAAUAAUAAUAAUAAUAUAAAUAUAUAUAUAUAUAUAUACAUAUAUAAUUCCUAUCAAUAUCGUCUCCGAUCAAUCGAAGAGGAUAAAUUUAUUUUAUUCAAGAAAAGAGAUCGCAAAUAUCAAAGCAAACGAGCUAUAUAUACAUAUACACAUAUAUAUAUAGGGGUCCACGAUGACGAUGGUGAUGAUGAUAAUGAUGAAAAUUAUGAUGAUGAUGAUGAUGAUGAUGAUAUGAUGAUGAUGAUGAUGAUGAUGUUAUUGUUGUAUUUAGAGGAAAGCAAGGUAACUAGAAAUAAGUUGCUAAAGGAGAUCAAAAUUAAGAAAAAGAGCAUGUGUGACUAUUAUUUUAUAUUAAACACAUUGUAAAUAGUUGAUGAAUUUAUCGAAAAUAUGCGUCAAACGAUUAAGCAAUGUGAUGAUUAUACGUAUGCAUGCCUAAAUGAAUGCCUUCCCUCCCCCUCGCCCCCCACUCGAGAUAAUGAUAAGAUUAACUUGUCCAAAAUGUUAGAGUAUUAGAUGAAAUGACACCAUCGGUCGCUUCUAAGAAAUAUUUAGAUGCAUCAUUUGUGUAGAAGAGAGAAAAAGAGAGAGUGAGAGUGAGAGUGAGAGUGAGAGAGAGAGAGAGAGAGAGAGAGAGAGAGAGAGAGAGAGAGAGAUAGAGAGAGGGAGAAAGAGAUAGAGAUAGAGAAAGAAGAGAGAUAGAUUUACUCAGGUAAAGUGCACAUCUUUUAGGCACAUAAAAUGAAAAGUGCCAAAUUUGAGAUAACUCAAAGAUCCAUCGAAGAUCACAAUGACGAAUGAUAAAGUUUUGAACGUUUAUCAAACGUUUGUUUUGAGGAAAAAAAAAGAAAGAAAGAAAGAUGAAAAAAAAAAAGAAAAGACAACGGGCUUCAUAUUAUGAAUUUACGAACAAAUAUUUUGAAACGAUUUUUUGCUUCCUUUAUUAGAUAAACCUAAAAAUCAUUGAUUUCUAUUGAAUUAAUAACACUACCUCCUUGGAGUUACAUAGUCGAGCUUGAAAAUGUCUGAAAAAAAUAAUUAACACAGUAUCUUCUCAGGAGUAAAUAAUUAUACAUUCUCAUACAUAUGUAUGUGGUGUAAUGAUAAAAUAAUUAAUGAUACAUUUUACGUUUUGAUCUAACAGCCCACAAAGUUCUAUAAUUGAUACACACGCAUACACACAACUCACACACACACACACACACUCUUUAAUAUCUGUCUCUAAAUCUUGAAAUAUAACACUUACACAUUUUAUGAUAUUUAAUAGUACUUAAUCUCUCACGAGUGUGUGUGUGUGUGUAUAAUGUGCAUAUAUAUAUAUAUAUGUAUGUAUGUAUGUAUGUAUAUACAUCACACACAAUAUACAUAUAUUAAGUAAAACUUUUUCGAGAUAUCUAGAUAAAAUAUUAAUUGAUUUUUUCGAAGCAAUCUAUAAGUGGUGCUCUAAAAAGAAAAAAAAAUGUAUUUAAAAAGAAAGGUACCUGAAUAAUAAUACAUUGCAUCCUGAGAAGAGUAAUAAGCGCGUUAUACGUUAUUAUUGCGUUGUAAGAUAUUGCUAUUUUCGAUACUAAAAGCUCAAAACAAUGUAAAUGUUAUAUUUUUGGAACAGAUAAAGAGAUUUUCGUUUCACAAAACAACAUAUUUUCACAUAUAUUGAAACUUGUACAUUUAUAUUAGGGGAUAAUAUAUUAUACUUCUUUGAAAAUGAUUAAACGUAUAAAAAUUGGUUUUCUUAUUUUACCGAAAAUUAUGAAUAACGAUAACGAAUGGCUUAAGUGAAAUAAUAAUUCCAUUAAUAAUUUUUUCGUAUACUAUUAUUAUUAUUAUAACUAUUAUUAUUAUUACUAUUAUUAUUAUUAGUAGUAGUAGUAUCAUUAUUAUUAUUAUUUUCUCUUGUGAAUUUAUUCAUUAAGAAUUAAUUAUCGAAAUAAGAAUAUAUAAUCUCUUUUUUCUUUUAUUUUAUUUUUUUUUUUUUGUAUUCAAGAGUUCCAUGCGUUUUAAUGUUUUACAGUUAAGUGUCUAAUGGAAAUGUAAGAAGAAAAUUUUAUCAUUACUUUCUUCAGAAUAUUAGAAUUAUAGAUUAGAAUAUUAUAUUUUUAAUCGUAUUAAAGUGUGACUCUAUAUUACAAUAUAUUGCAGUUUUGCAAUUUAUGGCAAAUAUAUAAAAAGAUCUAAGUAGAUGAAAAGAAAUAACUUUUUUUUGGGAAGAAGUAUUAAAGAAAAAGAGAGAGAGAGAAAGGAAAUAUUUUAAUUCGUCAAAAUAUUUUAUUAAUUAUUAUAUUAAUAUUGUUAUUAACGAAAUGUUUACUUUGGCUGCUUCUAAACAUAUACACAGAUACAUACAUAAACACACGACAUGCAUAUGCGUUCCCACGCAUUUCUCAAAUCAUUUUACUAUAGUUAUUAUUCUCUACUAAGUAGAAUAAAAAAAAACAUACGAACAACAAAGAAAAUAAGAUAGUAGACUCUUAUAUACUUGUGAUAGAAACUGAGAGGAAUAACUUAAAAAAAGAUAUAUGUAUAUAUACAUAUAUAUAUAAUAUGUAUGUAUGUAUGUAUAUAUAUUUAUAUAAUAAUAAUAAAAAAAGCAAAAAACUCACAAUACUUUACGAGCAUGUUCUUAUUAGUAAUAUAAAAUUUGUAAAACACAUACGUACAUACAUACAUAGAUACAUACAUACAUACAUACACAAAAUCGUCAGUAGAAAAUUACACUAUGUACUAUUGUAGUAUUUGGCACACGUUAUUGUAUUCACACCACUGAUAUUACCUAUAUUGAGAGAGAUUAUUGAAAAACGAUCAUUAAUUGUUAUCAAGUGAGAUAGAGAGAAAAGAAUUGUAAAUAAUUUAAUUAUCGUACAGUAUUAAGAAGUAAUAAUUAGUAAUAUAGGCUCUUAGUAGCUGGUUUACGCCUUAAAAAAUAGAAAAUGAGAACAAAAUAAAACAUAUUUUAAUUGC